Messenger RNA from Rattus norvegicus (Norway rat), 2152 nucleotides. It is a transcript of the gene Cog6, whose product is annotated as component of oligomeric golgi complex 6. The coding region runs from base 3 to 1976 and encodes 657 amino acids. The record is from RefSeq and is marked provisional. The transcript is spliced from 19 exons. Gene Ontology annotation, biological process: intra-Golgi vesicle-mediated transport. NCBI's taxonomy places the organism in Eukaryota, Metazoa, Chordata, Mammalia, Rodentia, Muridae. Gene Ontology annotation, cellular component: Golgi membrane; COG complex.
CGAUGGCUGACACCAGCGGGGAGGUGGCGGCGGUCCCCGCCUCCGGGGCCGCCAAUGGCCUCAGCAAUGGGGCUGGCGCGACCCCAGCGCAGCCCAACAACCCGCUGUCGCGCAAGCUGCACAAGAUCCUGGAAACGCGGCUUGAAAAUGACAAGGAGAUGUUGGAAGCUCUCAAGGCCCUCUCAGCCUUUUUUGUUGAAAAUAGUUUGCGGACUCGACGGAAUCUACGCGGUGAUAUUGAACGUAGAAGCUUAGCCAUCAAUGAGGAAUUUGUAAGCAUUUUCAAAGAUGUAAAGGAGGAACUCGAAAGCAUCAAUGAAGACGUACAAGCAAUGAGCAGCUGCUGUCAGGACAUGACAAGCCGCUUACAGGCAGCAAAGGAACAGACUCAAGAUUUAAUAGUAAAGACCACUAAGCUUCAAGCGGAAAACCAAAGACUAGAAAUUAGAGCACAAGUUGCAGAUGCCUUUUUAUCCAAGUUCCAGUUGACUUCUGAUGAAAUGACUCUCCUCCGAGGUACAAGAGGAGGCCCCGUUACUGAGGACUUUUUCAAGGCUUUGGGAAGAGUGAAACAAAUUCAUAAUGACGUCAAAGUUCUUUUGAGAACCAACCAGCAGACGGCAGGUUUGGAGAUUAUGGAACAGAUGGCCUUGCUUCAAGAAACUGCUUAUGAAAGACUUUACCGGUGGGCUCAAAGCGAGUGCAGAGCACUGACUCAGGAGUCCUGUGAUGUGUCUGCGGUGUUAACUCAGGCCAUGGAAGCCCUGCAGGACAGGCCUGUCUUGUACAAGUAUACCUUAGAUGAAUUUGGAACGGCCAGGCGAAGCACUGUGGUUCGUGGGUUUAUUGAUGCUCUUACAAGAGGAGGGCCAGGAGGUACACCUAGACCCAUUGAAAUGCACUCCCAUGACCCGCUGAGGUAUGUGGGAGACAUGCUGGCCUGGCUCCAUCAAGCUACUGCCUCUGAGAAGGAACAUCUGGAAGCUCUCUUAAAGCAUGUAACUGCACAGGGUGUUAAAGAAAAUAUUCAAGAAGUUGUUGGGCAUAUCACCGAGGGUGUGUGUCGGCCUCUAAAGGUUCGAAUUGAACAAGUAAUACUUGCUGAACCUGGGGCAGUGUUAUUAUAUAAAAUUUCUAACCUCCUCAAGUUUUACCACCAUACCAUCAGUGGCAUUGUUGGAAAUAGUGCAGCUACUCUACUGACAACAAUUGAAGAAAUGCACUUGCUAAGCAAAAAAAUAUUCUUCAGUAGCUUGAGUCUCCAUGCGAAUAAACUGAUGGACAAGAUCGAGCUCCCACCACCUGACCUCGGACCCAGUUCUGCCCUGAGUCAGACCCUCACUUUGCUGCGGGACGUUCUGGCCUCACAUGAUUCUUCAGUGGUCCCCUUGGAUGCUCGGCAAGCUGACUUUGUGCAGGUUUUGUCAUGUGUCCUGGAUCCUCUCCUCCAGAUGUGCACAGUGUCAGCCAGCAAUUUAGGCACCGCUGACAUGGCCACGUUCAUGGUCAAUUCACUGUACAUGAUGAAGACGACACUGGCUCUGUUUGAAUUCACAGACAGGCGCCUGGAAAUGCUUCAGUUUCAGAUCGAAGCCCAUCUGGACACUCUUAUCAAUGAGCAAGCCUCUUACGUUUUAACUAGAGUGGGCUUGAGUUACAUCUACAACACGAUACAGCAGCAUAGGCCUGAUCAGGGCUCCUUAGCCAGUAUGCCCAACCUAGAUUCUGUGGCGCUGAAGGCUGCAAUGGCUCAGUUCGACCGCUACCUCUCAGCCCCAGAUCACCUGCUGAUGCCACAGCUGAACUCCCUCCUCAGUGCCACCGUGAAGGAGCAGAUUAUAAAGCAGUCUACGGAGCUCGUCUGCAGAGCCUACGGGGAGGUGCAUGCAGCCGUGAUGAAUCCAGUCAACGCGUACAAAGACCCGGAGAGCAUCCUUCACAGGUCACCCGAGCAGGUGAAGACGCUGCUCUCUUGAUGUUGAUGGCGUUUGCAGAGUAUUGCUGCCUGGCAACAGCACCAAGGGUGGUUUGGGCUUUUAAUCUAUGAGUCUUUACCUUGAAGAUUGAGAGUUAAUAGUUUUCCUUGUAUGGGGUUGUAGGUCAAUUUCUCCCAUUCUCAGCUAACUUGGAGGUAAAUCAAUAUUGACUUGAA